Messenger RNA from Thalassophryne amazonica, 1649 nucleotides. RefSeq names its product tRNA methyltransferase 61B (gene trmt61b). Gene Ontology annotation, biological process: tRNA methylation. The transcript is spliced from 7 exons. The record is from RefSeq and is a predicted model, not a curated record. Lineage: Eukaryota; Metazoa; Chordata; Actinopteri; Batrachoidiformes; Batrachoididae. Gene Ontology annotation, cellular component: tRNA (m1A) methyltransferase complex. The coding region runs from base 195 to 1601 and encodes 468 amino acids.
GGAUGUUUGUUUAGUUAUAUAGCGUAGUUUGAACAGUGUAAGUGAAUUUUGUGCGCUGUAAAUUUGUGUUACAUCACAUUAUAUAUAUUUUUUCGGUUCUGGGAGUUAUGUGGUGAUGGAUCACUGUUUGCAGUCUAUACAUUCUCUUUUCCUCUGCAGUAAAUUGUGAACACGUGGCUUUUGCCGGGGUUGUGAUGAUGCACCGACUGGCGCGGAUGUGGACGUGGGGUCACAGACGGCAGAGACACUGUGAGCUGCUGAUUCGAGCGCUGGAAAACAGCAGAAGGAUUUCAGCUGGAUCAUCUUGUUGGAAUGAGAAUGAGGGAAACCACUCUGGUGCUCCACGUCUGAGGUCCAAGCUGACCUUCAGGAGGAGGCGACCCCUAUCUCCUCUGGAGAGGAUCAGCGGGUUACUGUCCCGGGAUGUCCUGAGCCCCGAGGUGGAUCAGCUGCUCCGGCAAAAUGAUGUGAACGGCAGAACAGAGCUGAGGGAGUCUGAUCUGCCUGCACAGUGCGAUGACACGCAAGAGGAGAGUGGAAAUGGUGAGACAAACACAGGAGGGGAUGAAGUGGGCGGUUCUGCUGUGGACACAAACGGUCCAGGACCAAUCCACGACAGUCAAAGGUGCACUCUUCCAGGAGAGCGGCUGCUUGCAUUCGGGGAGAUCCUCACUGCUGAGUGUCUUAAAGGGACGUUGGAGUUCAGGAAGAUGUUCCAGCUUAAGGCUGGGUCAUGUCUGAACAGCAGGUGGGGGGUUAUUGAACACAGUGACAUUGCCGGACAGCCCGCAGGUCGAGUUCUGCACACAAACAUGGGGGUUCCUCUGCAGAUACACCGUGCCAGCCUGGAGGAGUAUGUGCUGUUUAUGAAGCGAGGGCCUGCCAUCACCUACCCAAAGGAUGCAGUUGCUAUGCUGAUGAUGAUGGAUGUCACAGAGGGAGAUUGUGUGCUGGAGGCGGGCUCCGGGUCGGGGGCUAUGUCUCUGUUUAUGUCUCGAGCAGUGGGCUCCAAGGGCAGUGUGGUCAGUGUGGAGGUCAGGGACGAUCACUAUAGGACAGCCGUGCAAAACUACCAGUCCUGGCGGGCAUCGUGGAGACUCCGACGAGGCGAGGAAUGGCCCGACAAUGUACGCUUUCACAAGACUGACCUCUGUGUGGCGUCUUCACUCCUCGCCGGACAUGGAUUCCAUGCGGUCGCUCUGGAUCUGGCAGAUCCACACCUGGCUUUACAAGCUGUGAUCCCACAUCUGCAGCACGGAGCUGUUUGUGCCGUGUACCUCACCAAUAUAACACAGAUCGUUGAGCUGUUGGAUGCACUUCGGUUGAUGGCGCUCCCUUUGCAGUGUGAAUGUGUCAUUGAGGUUCCUCACCGGGCUUGGCUGGUGGCCCCGGUUCUCAAGAAGGACGGGAGCUACCUGAAGAAAAAAGCUCUGUCGGUAGACAGGAACCAGGUGGACAAAGCUGAGACUUCAGAUGAAGCUGACAAAGAGUUCACGGUGGACAGUCGUCCCUGUGGGAGUGUUCCCUACAUUGCCAGACCUGACCACGAACAAAUGAGCCACACAGCGUUCCUUGUAAAACUGAGGAAGAUUAUCAUGUAAUGAAGUCUGGAACUCUGGAAGCUUUAAGAAAUAAAGCUGUCAACCAAA